This is a messenger RNA of Hippocampus zosterae (dwarf seahorse), 9415 nucleotides long. RefSeq names its product voltage-dependent T-type calcium channel subunit alpha-1H-like. Gene Ontology annotation, molecular function: voltage-gated sodium channel activity; low voltage-gated calcium channel activity. The transcript has 33 exons. The coding region runs from base 778 to 6846 and encodes 2022 amino acids. Lineage: Eukaryota; Metazoa; Chordata; Actinopteri; Syngnathiformes; Syngnathidae. The record is from RefSeq and is a predicted model, not a curated record. Gene Ontology annotation, cellular component: plasma membrane; neuron projection; voltage-gated calcium channel complex. Gene Ontology annotation, biological process: positive regulation of calcium ion-dependent exocytosis; calcium ion transmembrane transport; membrane depolarization during action potential.
GGUUUCCUCAUUGGCUUGGAUAUAUGGUUUGGCGACCAAUCAAAAAGAGAAAAAAAAACGCUGAUGAAGUGAGCAGGGGAAGCUUAAUGAAUGCAGAUGCUCGGGAAGCAGGUCAGAGCGGGUCACGGAAGGCUUUGAGGAGUGUGAAUAAUAAUGUGAUGAAGCGUCUUUUGCUAGGAGCCGUCGCCAAAAACGAUCGCCUCCGCCGAGGAAAUCCGUUUGCCAGCUCAAGCAAAAGAGACUUGGUUGAUUGAGGGUCAGGUUUCAAUCAAACUUCCUUUUUUGUGUGUCCGCAUCCAUUUUAGCUCUUUCACCGGGCGGCCAUUUUGCCACUUCCUACUUGCUGAAAAUGCCCUCACGGGUGCUCAGGGAACGACCAAUCAUGGCUCACCUCUUUUUUGGCUGCAGCUGUUUGUUAAAUUUACAAUGUAAUUGAUUUUAUUGCUCAUGUUUAUCGUCCGGAAUUUUUCCUCCAUCGCAGAAAAGUAGAAAGCGCUUUCAAACGACUACCCCUGCAUGCGAAGUGCAUGGAGCAAAAAUGUGUCGGACAAGACGAUUAGGCCCAAAGAGAAAGACGGGCUUCAGUCAUCACGAUGUUUUUGUUUUUUGAUCAAUAUUGCGCCGGUUUGUCUUCAUCGUUGUGCUUGACGUUGUUGCCGCUUCCCCCAUCUUUGUCGUGAUCAAUACUGUAUUGCAAUUGUGACCCUUGACCUUUUCGCCACCUGGUUUGAGCGCAUCAGCAUCUUGGCCAUCCUGCUCAACUGCGUGACUCUGGGAAUGUUUCAGCCCUGCGAUGACACACACUUCCUGUUGCAGGCACUGGACGACGGCAUCUUUGUAUUUUUUGCCGGGGAGAUGCUGGUCAAGAUGGUGGCUCUGGGGAUCUUCGGCCACAACGGUUACCUCGGAGACACAUGGAACCGCCUGGACUUCUUCAUUGUCAUCGUGGGGAUGUUGGAGUACUCGCUGGACGGACACAACAUCAGCCUGUCGGCAAUUCGCACCGUGCGCGUCCUACGGCCGCUCAGGGCCAUCAACAGGGUUCCCAGCAUGCGCAUCCUGGUCACCCUGCUGCUGGACACGCUUCCCAUGCUGGGCAACGUGUUGGCGCUUUGCUUCUUCGUCUUCUUCAUCUUUGGCAUCGUUGGCGUGCAGCUUUGGGCGGGGCUCCUGAGGAACCGAUGCUUCAUGGGGGAGGACGUCAAGACGAGGUACAACGUCUCUUUCCUGAGCGUUUACUACCGUCCGGGCGGCACGGAGGACCACCCGUUCAUCUGCUCGGCAGAGCGAGACAACGGCAUGCUGCGCUGCGCCGACGUGCCCCGCCGGCGCGUUGCCGGGACGUCCUGCUUCCUGGCGGCCGAGGACACCCGUCCCGAGAGGGCGGCGGCGGCGGCGGCGGCGGGAGGAGACGGGACGUCGUGUGUCAACUGGUACCAGUACUACAACGAGUGUCGCGCCGGCGAGUUGAACCCGCACAAGGGAGCGAUCAACUUUGAUAACAUUGGAUAUGCGUGGAUUGCCAUUUUUCAGGUAAUUACUCUGGAAGGCUGGGUGGACAUCAUGUAUUACGUCAUGGAUGCCCACUCUUUCUACAACUUCAUCUACUUCAUCUUCCUCAUUAUCGUGGGCUCCUUUUUCAUGAUCAACCUGUGCCUGGUGGUCAUCGCCACCCAGUUCUCGGAGACCAAGCAGCGCGAGCACGCCCUGAUGAAGUCGGAGCAGCGCGCCCGCCAACUCCACCAGUCGGCGUCCACGCUAGCCAGCGACAGCCAGCCGGGCAGCUGCUACGAGGAGAUUAUCCGCUACUUGGCGCACUUGGGCCGCAAGGCGUGCCGCCGCCUGUCCCGGUUGCUGGCCCUGGGCGCCGCCGGCCUGCGCUGCGCCUGCGCCUGCGCCGCGCGCCGCCGGGACCGGGGCGUGACCGAGAUGAACGGGCUGGCACACCGGCAUUCCGGUCAUGUUGCGGGUGAUCUGUCGCACCUUUGUGAGAUGUAUCAUCAGCGACACCCUCCGCCGCCACCGCGAGUGGAAUGUCGGCUGAGUAACGGAGGUUUUAAUUACCCCGUCAUAUCACCUCUCCACCCUCACCCGGAUGCAAAGGGUCCGCAUCACAAGAGAGGCGGCGCCGCGGAGGCCGGCAACAGGCUCGUCCUGGAACACGGCGGUUGCGCGGCCCACCCGGCGCUACCCUUGCCUGGCGAGGUCCCUGUGGAGUCGCCGCCAUGUCCGUACUGCAGCUACUACAACCGAGUGCGUGACCCCCAAAUCCAGGCAGUGGACGAGGAUCAUCGUCAUUAUCAGGAGCAGCGAGGCCCAGUCAGCAACCCCGCGCCGCCACUGCAGCCCCCUUGCAAGAGCCCCGCCCCCCGCCCGGGCGAGAGACACGCCGCCCGGCCCGUGUGGCGGGCGUGCGCUCGAUGCUGGGCGGAAUACAGGAGCAAACUGGAGCUCAUUGUGGGCAGCAGAUACUUCAACAGAGGCAUCAUGAUUGCAAUUCUGAUCAACACGCUGUCCAUGGGAAUCGAGUAUCACGAACAGCCGCAGGAGCUGACGGAUGUUUUGGAGAUCAGCAACAUGGUGUUCACGAGUCUGUUCAGCCUGGAGAUGCUGCUGAAAGUCGUGGCGCUCGGCCUCUUCGGCUACAUCAAGAACCCCUACAAUGGCUUCGACAGCAUCAUCGUCAUCAUCAGUGUGUGGGAGAUUGUGGGCGAGGCGGACGGAGGUUUGUCCGUGCUGCGUACCUUCCGUCUGCUGCGGGUCCUGAAGCUGGUGCGCUUCCUGCCAGCCCUGAGGAGGCAGCUGGUGGUGCUCAUGAAGACCAUGGACAAUGUGGCCACCUUCUGCAUGCUGCUCAUGCUCUUUAUUUUCAUCUUCAGUAUCCUGGGGAUGCAUUUGUUUGGCUGCAAAUUUGGUUUGCGACAAGAUAGCGGAGACACGCUCCCCGACAGAAAGAACUUUGACUCGCUGCUCUGGGCCACCGUCACCGUCUUCCAGAUCCUGACGCAGGAAGACUGGAACGCCGUCCUGUACAACGGCAUGGCGUCCACCACGCCGCUGGCCGCCCUCUACUUCGUCGCCCUCAUGACCUUUGGCAACUACGUCCUCUUCAACCUGCUGGUGGCCAUCUUGGUUGAAGGCUUCCAGGCCGAAGGCGAUGCCAGCCGAUCGGAUUCGGACGACGAGGGCCAGUCUCUGUCGUACGACGAGGAGGAGAAGUUGCGGGAGUUGUACGCCGCGGAGCGCAAGAUCCAGGCCAUGAUCAGCAGCCCCAAUGGUCUCCUGAACCCCAGGGCCUCCAUGCCGCCACCCCUUUCCCUGCCCGUCAUCACUCACACAGCGGCCACGCCCACCGUGACUUAUGGCCAAUCGCGGCGCACCAGUGCGGCCUCCGCCGUGGACAGCCUCGAGCAACUGAGGUCGCCGCCUCCGUGGGACAGCCUCCCGCAGAGCCGUCGCUCCAGCUGGACCAGCCUGGGCCGGGCCCCCAGCCUCCACCGCCGGAGCCAGUCGGGCGAGAUGGAAUCGCUGCUCUCCGACGGCGGCAGCAGAGAGGCGUCCUUGGACACGCCCGACUACCUGCAGGUGCCCCCCUUGCGCUCGCCCGACUGCAACGGGACCGCCGCCUUCCCCAUGCCCGAGCACGCUUACGACGACGCGCUCCAGACGUCGCUUUACCACGCGCAGGCGGAGGACGAGGACGCCGAGGAGACUUUGUACCAGAAGCUGAGGAAACUGCUGGAGCCGUACGAGCCUCAGUGGUGCGUGGAGCACGAGGAUUGGUCACUCUACGUCUUCGCUCCGCACAACCGCUUCCGGCUGUGGUGCCAGAAAACCAUUGGGCACAAGAUGUUCGAUCACAUCAUCCUGCUCUUCAUCUUCCUUAACUGCAUCACCAUCGCGCUGGAGAGGCCCGACAUUCAUCCGCGCAGCAUGGAGCGAGUGUUCCUCAGCGUGUCCAAUUACAUCUUCACUGUGAUCUUUGUCGGCGAAAUGAUGGUCAAGGUGGUAGCCAUGGGCAUGUACUUCGGCAAAGGUGUGUAUCUGCAGAGUAGCUGGAACAUCUUGGAUGGGGUCCUGGUGUUGGUGUCCCUGGUGGACAUCCUCGUGUCGGUGGCGUCGGCGGGUGGCAAUCGAAUCCUGGGCAUCUUGCGCGUACUGCGGCUGCUGCGCACGCUGCGACCGCUCAGGGUGAUCAGCCGAGCCCCCGGGCUAAAACUGGUGGUGGAGACCCUGAUCACAUCGCUCAGGCCCAUCGGCAACAUCGUCCUCAUCUGCUGUGCCUUCUUCAUCGUCUUUGGCAUUUUGGGGGUUCAGUUAUUCAAAGGCAAGUUCUUCCACUGUGAGGGCUACAACGUGACCAGCAUCACCAACAAGACGCAGUGCUUGGACGCAGGACACCGUUGGAUGCGCAGGAAGUACAACUUUGACAACCUGGGACAGGCGCUGAUGUCUCUGUUUGUGCUGUCGUGCAAAGACGGCUGGGUCAGCAUCAUGUACGACGGCCUGGACGCGGUCGGCGUCGACCAGCAGCCCGUCCGCAACAACAACCCUUGGAUGCUGCUCUUCUUCAUCUCCUUCCUGCUCAUUGUCAGCUUCUUCGUGCUCAACAUGUUCGUGGGCGUGGUGGUGGAGAACUUCCACAAGUGUCGGCAGCAGCAGGAGGAGGAGGAAGCCCGACUCCGCGAGGAGAAGCGGCGCAAGCGCCUGGAGAAGCGCCGGCGCAAGGCCCUGGAGAAGCCGUACUACGCCGACUACUCGCCGCUACGUCUCUCCAUCCACAGCGUGUGCACCAGCCACUACCUGGACCUCUUCAUCACUAUCAUCAUCGUCACCAACCUGCUCACCAUGAGCAUGGAGCAUUACAACCAGCCCCAGUACCUGGUGGAGAUCCUCAAGUACUGCAACUAUGUCUUCACGGUGGUGUUUGUCAUCGAGGCCAUCCUCAAGCUCAUCGCGUUUGGCCUUCGUCGCUUUUUUAAAGAAAGAUGGAACCAGUUGGACCUGGCCAUCGUGCUGCUCUCCAUCAUGGGAAUCACGCUGGAAGAAAUCGACCUGAACGCCUCGUUGCCCAUCAAUCCCACCAUCAUACGCAUCAUGAGGGUGUUGAGGAUCACGCGGGUUCUGAAGCUGUUGAAGAUGGCCACGGGAAUGCGAGCUCUGCUGGACACGGUCAUGCAAGCGCUGCCUCAGGUGGGGAAUCUGGGUCUGCUCUUCAUGUUGCUGUUCUUCAUCUAUGCAGCUCUGGGAGUUGAGCUCUUUGGAAAACUGGAAUGUUCCGAGGAGAACCCGUGCGAGGGCCUGAGCCGUCACGCCACUUUCGACAACUUCGGCAUGGCCUUCCUGACGCUCUUCCGCGUGUCCACCGGCGACAACUGGAACGGGAUCAUGAAGGACACGCUGCGCGACUGCCGACCGGAGGACCGCCACUGCCUCAGCUACCUGCCGCUGAUCUCGCCCGUCUACUUCGUCACCUUUGUGCUGACGGCGCAGUUCGUGCUGGUCAACGUGGUGGUGGCCGUCCUUAUGAAGCACCUGGAGGAGAGCAACAAGGAGGCGCAGCUGGACGAGAUGGAGGAGCGGCGGGAGCGCGAGGAGGCCCUUCGCGGCGCCGCCUUGGCGGGCGGGGAACCCGCCGCCCCCAACGGCGACGCACCUCCGCAGGUGCAGGUGGAGGAUGAGGAGCGUUGCCGCGGCAACCUGCUGAGCAACGGCCGCAUGCUGUCACUGCCCAGCGACGGCUACGGCCAGCAGCCGCUCAGAUGUGCGGCGUACCCGUCGGCCGCCGUCGACGCCUACUCGGCCUACGGCUACUCGGGCUCCAUGUCGUCACUGGGCUCCAGCGGGGGCGGAUCCCUGCUGCAGGUCCCGGGCGCCCUCCCCACCAUUAGCCACGCCUCUCUGGGCCACGGGCGCAGCAGCCGCCCCGUGAUCCGCCUCAGCAGCUCCCAGAGCAUCGACAGGGGCUCGCCUCAUCGAGGCCCCCCGCCGGACCGGCGCCGGCUGGACUCGGCCCACAGCGUGGACGGCUGUCGGUUCAGCCCCGCCCGGGUGGCCGACCUUCGGCGACUGAGCUCGGCGCAGAGCGUGGACGGAUACAGGGUGGGCGGGGAAAGGGCCAAGCUGGUAUCUUGCUGCAGUAUGGACAGACAUCCCUCGCUUAGGCUGAGUCCCCUGCACGGGGGUUCCAGGGGACCCUCUCAUUGGCUGAGCCCCGAGGAGAGUUUGGAUCGCAACAAGCUAAGUCCCUCAUACAUCCCAGAGAGUUCCCACCUCAAGAGACCCUCGUCGUUCCGCGCUGCUGGUCGACAGUUGCGCAGACAAGAAGCCGUGCGUUGUGAUUCACUGGAUCAAAGCGGCUCGGCUGACAACGUGUCGGACGGCCUCCCCCCCGCGCCCGCCGGCACAUCUUCCACUUCCACGCCGCCCCGCCAGCGCUCGUCCAGCGUUCACACCUUGAAAUACACCCAACCGCAGAGGGUCAUCUCAUGCCGGAGUCGCGGCGAUACGGCCGGAUCGCAACCGGGACCCGAUCGGGACCUGGCGGGAAAGGACGCAGGGGGGUCGGAGCCCCGGGUGGCGGACGAUACUGACGACGAAGUGCGGCGGAUCAACGCGCACUCGCACAGACACCUGGCUCCCGAUCCCGAUGAGGUUCGCGGCCGCCUCAGCCAAUCGGCAUCGCCGGUGUCGGGCCGGAACAGGAAGGAGCGUGUGAGCCCGCCUCCGGGGGAGGAGCCGGUUACCAUGGCGACGCAGUUGAUGGACAGCAGUGUGGAGCUCAGGAGGCGGACGCUGUCGUUCGACGCCACCAAUCAGCCCGAGUCAGGCUCUGUGGACGACUGACUUUUUAUUUUAUUUUAUUAUUUUAAAUUAUUCUUUUUUUCUUUUUUUUUUGGGAAGCAUAGCAGGACACGUCCACCUUCCUUGUCCCGGCCAAUCACAGGGUACGUAUUUUCAGACUGCCCCCUGCAAUGCAGUUUUUGUUAACAUUUUUUUUUUUUUUUGCACCCGAGUUGCACAACUUUCAAGUGGUUUAGCCUUGAGUCGAUAGUGACUACACGUCAAUUUCCCUUUUGCUUGUUCUAUACUCCUGCCUUCAUCCCAGCUUCUGUUCCCCUUGCGCCUCAAGCCUAGGUCACAGUACCAUCGAAACCAAAGGUGUCAAACUCCGGUUGUUGCAUCAUAUAUGGUGGUGUUCAGGAUUUUUUUGCUCCGUCGCGCAAAAUACAAAUUCACGUGUAAAAAGAAGUCCGCCAUUGUUCUUCGUCAAAUAGAAUAUGAAGAAAACACUCCUUUUAAAAAUUACCUGUCACAAAAACAAACCAUGUUAAAUAACUUUCUUAAGUUGUUGCCUCGCUCGACUAACCCACCACUAUUGAGAGCAAUUCUAAAAUAAAAGCCAAAGAAAAAGUUCUGUAUUUUGCGAUGCUUUGGCACAUUUUUGCACAGUUUUCAAUGAAAAUCUUGCUGAAAUGCAGAAUCAAACUAUUUUAAAAGAUCAAUUAAUUAAUUAAUAUUACUUUUAUGAGUACAAUGUUUAAAUCAACAAAAUGUUCUGUUGAUAGCAAGUGAGCUGACACAAACGUAAAAAAAAAAAAAAAAGCAAUAUUUUGGAGAAUCUUUAUUUAUGAUUAUUAUUUUGCGGGGCAUAGCUUUGAUAACGCUUAUCCUGAAAAAUAACCCCAAAGAGAAAUCAAAAUGUGCCAAGACUGAAUGUUUUAAUGGUCAGAGAAUUUUGUUUUGUUUUUUUCAAGAAUUAUUUUUCAUUUUUUGUACAAUUAUUUUUUUUUUCCUCCAUCAUUAAUUUUCAUCAUCAAGAGUUCUUACCACAACUUAUAUUGUGACAAAUGUGUGAUAAUUCCAUCAACAUUCCUGCAUUCAAAUAUAUUGUUAUAUUAUAAGCUACAAUGUAUAACAUAAGACAUUUUGAGAGUUAUUAUUUUUUUUUUGUGGGACUAGCAUUUUAAAACUCAUUCAUACAUCAUGCAGAAUUCAAUCAAUGUAUGGAAUAUGUAGUGUGACCUAGGCUUUAGCGGUCUCUACCUCUACCUGUUUGCCCCCCCCCCCCCCCCCCGCACCCCCAACCCCGCCUGCACACACACAAUAAUCACUAUUACCGCCUGAUGAGUUUCACUUCCUGUUUUAUGGCUUUGUAUUCUCAGGGUAGAAGUAGUGUUAGACCCCCCCCCCCCCCCGCUCUCUGAAGUUGGACUUGAAUCGCUUUUUAACCCCAAAACACAACAAUUUAUGCAAUAUGUAUCCUAGGUGUCAGUGUUUGAUUUGUUUACUUGAGCCAUGCCUGAGAUUUAAUCAGAAGGCGGCCAUUUUGGUUCAAAGUAGCCAUUUUGGGUGAAUUCAAUGGUUUGUAAGUACGUACAGCAUUUGCCCAAAAGAUCUGAAUUUUGGACUUUGAACUUUAUAGGCAUGCCUGAAAACGUGUAGAAUUAUUGCUAACGUACAUCCUGACAAAAAUAUUUUCCUAUUUUCAAGGCCCUCAGCACAACGUCCAAGAAUUCACUCAGUAACCCAGACGUGAAAUUUGUCAGGCAUGUCACAAGACGCCUCAAAUUGCCUCAAGGACCCACAAUUGAAAUUUAAGGUGGCCAUUUUGGUUUGAGGCGGCCAUUUUGGGAGAAAUCCCUGCUCUUUCUGUGGAAUUUGCCAAAACUGAGCUGUAUUAACUCCUUUUUUAGAGCGCUUCGAGUCAACAUGCCUGAAACUACACCCAUUUUUGAAAAUAUCUGUAUCCUGGUUCCCAACGCACCCAAAAAUUCAACCAUUUAUGCCCCAUGGAAUCAGUCUGAAGUUUGAAGCAAAUUGAGUUGGGUAGCGUUAAAAUGCCAAGAUUUGUCACCUACGCUAAGUGAUGCAGUGUCAAAAUAUGCAAUAAGCCAAUCUGUAGCGUCACUUGGAAAAUUUUCUUUGACAAAAUCAGUCCUGGACACCAAUUUCCAAAAAUGACUUUCACCUUCGGCAAUCAAUAGUGGCCACGCGCGGUGUCACAAAUUUUCAACAAUCUCACUCAGCAGCGCCUCUUGAUGAUCCAUGAACCCCCCACCAAUGACCAGUGCGUACAAUUGAACAGGAAGGCGGCCAUUUUGAUUCCAAGCGGCCAUUUUGAGGCAAAUCCGAUGCUUUUGUUGCUGAUGAACAGGCAUGCAGAUAAGAAGGGCUUAUUCAUGGUCAAAUAGAGACGACUCUAUUUUAUUUAAACAGCAGCAGUAGCGGAGACGCGAGGAAGACAACAGGUGAAUUUUUAACACUUAUGAAUGUUACAGGAAGUUUGUUGUCAUGAUGAUGAUGAUGAUGAUGGUUUUCAAUGUUGCACAUGAAAUGGUCUGAGAUGCACAAAAAGAGGAGCAGGGCUUUGAACGCAGUCCCUGGAAUAAAACGACUUCCUGUCUGACUUUUA